Messenger RNA from Cydia amplana, 732 nucleotides. RefSeq names its product larval cuticle protein A2B-like (gene CPR71). The transcript has 2 exons. Lineage: Eukaryota; Metazoa; Arthropoda; Insecta; Lepidoptera; Tortricidae. Gene Ontology annotation, cellular component: extracellular matrix. Bases 91 to 678 code for a protein of 195 amino acids. The record is from RefSeq and is a predicted model, not a curated record.
UUUGGACGGCAUAUAAAAAGUCCGCGAGAUUCAAGUGCGGUACAUUCAACUUGAGAUUUACUCACGGUGAAGUCACGCAUCUCAUCUAGAAUGGUUUUCAAGCUGGUAGUGCUGGUGUGCGCGAUCGCGGCUGUACGUGCGGGAGUGAUUGCCCCCGCCGUGUACUCGCACGCCGCCCCCGUGGCCUACGCCGCUGCACCCGUGGUGCACGCCGCCCCGGUCGCGCAUGCUGCCCCAGUAGCCUACCACACCGCCCCCUUGGCCUACGCCGCUGCACCCGUUGUGCACGCCGCCCCGGUCGCGCACGCCGCCCCAGUAGCCUACCACGCCGCCCCCAUCGCCAAGGUCGUCGAAGACUUUAACGCGCACCCGCAGUACAGCUUCGCGUACGACGUUCAGGAUGGACUUACCGGCGACUCCAAGACCCAGCACGAGUCUCGCGACGGUGACGUCGUCAAGGGCUCUUACUCCGUGGUGGACCCCGAUGGCACCAAGCGCACCGUUGAAUAUACCGCUGAUGACCACAACGGCUUCAACGCGGUCGUGCACAAGGAGCCCCUCGCCGUCAAAGUAGCCGCCCCCGUGGUCGCUAAAGUCGCCGCCCCGGUAGCCUACCACGCCGCCCCUGUGGUGCACGCUGCUCCCGUAGCUUAUUCCGCCCCUGUUUACCAUCACUAAAUUAGAACAAACCCUAGUCAUUUUUAUUUAUUGUCAAACGCAACCAUGACAUGA